Molecule: messenger RNA, 1381 nt
Organism: Peromyscus leucopus (white-footed mouse)
Lineage: Eukaryota; Metazoa; Chordata; Mammalia; Rodentia; Cricetidae
Gene: Grhpr
Product: glyoxylate and hydroxypyruvate reductase
Exons: 9
Coding region: 659-1210 (183 amino acids)
Cellular component (GO): cytosol
Molecular function (GO): NAD binding; glyoxylate reductase (NADPH) activity; hydroxypyruvate reductase [NAD(P)H] activity
Source: RefSeq, a predicted model, not a curated record
GAGGUUAGCUGGCAGGCAGGAGGGUCAGGGACUGUGAUAGUCAUUGGCUUGGCUCCUUGGAUGUUCGACAGGGCCUUUUGGAUCUUCCCGUUGAACCGCCUUUGGUCGCUACCCUUGCCAGGAGCUGUGAACACAAACUUUCAGUCCUCCCAACACUGUGCAGUCAGCCUUAGAGCUCCUGCGUCACCUAGGCUAGAUGGGCUUGUACCUUGCCCCAGGGUCAGUCAGCUCCAGGUAGCAGACUUGGCCUUUACACUCAGACCUGUCCCGUUGCAGUCUGACCGCCUCUUGACAGUUUGGGAGAAGCUGUGAAGUGGAGCAGUGGAAUUCAGAUGAUCCCAUCCCCAGAAAGGAACUGGAGCAAAGUGUGGUGGGGGCCCAUGGCUUGCUCUGCCGCCUCACUGACCACGUGGACAAGAAACUUCUGGAUGCUGCAGGAGCUAACCUCAAAGUCAUCAGCACCUUGUCAGUGGGGGUUGACCACUUGGCCUUGGAUGAAAUCAAGAAGCGCGGGAUCCGGGUGGGCUACACGCCAGGUGUCCUGACAGAUGCCACCGCAGAACUCGCUGUCUCCCUGCUACUCACGACCUGCCGCCGGCUGCCAGAGGCCAUAGAGGAAGUAAAGAAUGGCGGCUGGAGCUCCUGGAAUCCCUUAUGGAUGUGCGGCUACGGACUCUCGCAAAGCACUGUUGGCAUUGUGGGGCUGGGGCGCAUAGGUCAGGCGAUUGCGCGACGACUGAAACCAUUUGGUGUCCAGAGAUUUCUCUACACGGGGCGCCAGCCCAGGCCUCAGGAAGCAGCAGAAUUCCAGGCGGAGUUUGUGCCUAUUGCUCAGCUGGCUGCAGAGUCGGACUUCAUUGUCGUGGCCUGCUCCUUAACACCUGCUACCAGGGGGCUCUGCAACAAGGAUUUAUUCCAGAAGAUGAAGAACACAGCUGUCUUCGUCAACAUCAGCAGAGGAGACGUGGUAAACCAGGAAGACCUGUACCAGGCGUUAACCAGUGGCCAGAUCGCAGCAGCAGGACUGGACGUCACCACUCCGGAACCACUGCCCCCGAGCCACCCGCUGCUGACCCUGAAGAACUGCGUGAUCCUGCCCCACAUCGGCAGCGCCACCUACAAAACCCGCAACACCAUGUCCUCGCUGGCAGCUAACAACUUGCUGGCUGGCCUACGAGGGGAGCCGAUGCCCAGUGAACUCAAGCUGUAGCCAGACGGGUUUUCGUGGGCUGGAGACACUUUGCUGGACUGUGGACUCAGGAAAGAGCCUGGCGGAACUCCUCUACUGCAUCUGCAGGGGAACAUGGGAACUAGCAAAUGGGCUUGCCACACCCAAGCCAAAAGCCUGUAAUUCUUGCAUUAAAUCAUUUCUGACUCAGCA